AUGCAGGAUGGAGAAUGCGCAAAAGGACACUAUGCAUAUAUGGGCGACCUGCUGGUCGUGGCCAAGGCCUUGUCGCCGGAGAGAGUGGCCUUGGCCGGACUGGAUCGUGGGCUUAUCGAAGGAAUGCUUCAGCAAUUGGCAGAUAUGUAUUCUCUUUCGGAUGCAUCCGCUCCGUUUGAACUGCCUCCUAACUGGAUCGUGAAUGCUAUCGCAAAAGAGAAGGUCAAGCGUCAGGUGGAGAAGGACAGCAGAGGGCGACAGCCUAAGCAGGAGGGGGCUAAGAAGGACACGUUCUGGAAGGCGGUGUUCAAGUUUGUUCGGAAUUCCGUGUUGCCCAUUCCCAAGAGUUACUACGACAAUGUGGAGGCCAUGAUAAGCGACGUGGAGUUCCGACUAGAGGGGAAGAACGUGGCCGUGGACGCUGUGAGGGCAAUCUCUGACCAGUUACGACGGUUGUAUACGGACCCAUCUUGCCCCGUUUCUAAAGAAGAUGUGCGGGCGGCCUUUGCUCAAUAUAUUAGGUCAUUCCUCAAGUGUGAGACGCGACGAGAUUUGCUUGCUGAACUAUCGCACAAAAUGACUACCAAACAAGUCUUCAUUGUGGCCGUAAUGGGUACUAAUGGUGUAGGAAAGUCGACAACCCUAGCCAAGCUAGCUUACCACAUUAAAGGGAAUUCGAACGCGCGAAUUUUGGUGGCAGCCUGUGACACAUUCCGCUCUGGAGCCGUAGAACAACUCCGUCAACACUGCCACGCUUUGCAUCUAGACCUAUUCGAUCGUGGCUAUGGAAAUGAACCGGCCCAAGUCGCCUACGAUGCUCUAGAGACUGCCAAAAACAACCAUUACGACGUACUCCUCAUCGACACUGCCGGCCGAAUGCAAACUAACCAACCCUUGAUGACCGCUCUUGCCAAACUGGUCACAACCACGGCUCCCGACCUCAACCUCUUUGUCGGAGAAGCGCUAGUCGGCAACGAUUGCGUCGACCAAAUUGCAGCCUUCGAUCACACUCUACGACAGACACCCAAAAAACAUACCAUAGACGGUAUCAUCCUGACCAAAUUCGACACUGUCGACGAAAAGAUCGGUGCUACACUUUCCGUUGCAUUCCAAUCCAAAAAGCCGAUCCUCUAUGUCGGAACGGGGCAGCAGUACUCUGACAUCAGAACCCUGGACGUAAGCCUUACUGCCCGGCCGAAUCAAUACUGGUCUCUUUUAGGCAUCCCACGUAGUAGACGUUCUCCUGUCUUGAAAACAGCUCAAGAUAAGAGCAGCAGCUCAAGACAAAAAGCAACAGCUAAAGACAAGAGCAAUCGCUUCUUUCUCUCCCGUACUGGAGGCUGUCUCCUCUCAGUACUGGAAGCUGUCUCCUCUCAGUACUGGAAGCUGUCUCCUCUCAGUACUGGAAGCUGUCUCCUCUCAGUACUGGGUGCUGUGUCAUGGACGCAACCGCCGAUCUACGCUGCCUCGGACGACUACUUGGUCGCUGGGGGGUAG
Gregarina niphandrodes is the source of this 1497-nucleotide messenger RNA. RefSeq names its product putative signal recognition particle protein SRP54. The transcript is spliced from 3 exons. NCBI's taxonomy places the organism in Eukaryota, Apicomplexa, Conoidasida, Eugregarinorida, Gregarinidae. The record is from RefSeq and is a predicted model, not a curated record. Gene Ontology annotation, molecular function: GTP binding; signal recognition particle binding; ATP hydrolysis activity. Gene Ontology annotation, cellular component: endoplasmic reticulum membrane. Gene Ontology annotation, biological process: SRP-dependent cotranslational protein targeting to membrane. Bases 1 to 1497 code for a protein of 498 amino acids.